AUGCUACAUUACAGAACUCUUGCACUAAAAAGUAUUCUCAGUGCCGUGGCAGCAUUGAACAUUUUGUCACUUUCCAAAGUGAGGUCUGCGGGUGGUGCUGCAGAAGUUAAUCUCUAUGAAGUCAAAAAGUUUCUGAGACACAGCACGGACAGAAGUAACAGUGUGGAAUAUUCAAAAAUUAAAAUAGAUGUAGAGAAUAAUGGCGUUGUUUUUGAGAGUAAAAACACGCCGCUGUACAUUGAUCUGUCUCUGCCUCUGACAAAGGUCGUUAGAAACACGCUUAAAAAAUACACCAUCACAAAUUCAACACUGCACAUUCACACACAGGACCCCACGAAAGUGAAAAAAGGAAAGCUAGACUUCAUCUUGGCCCAUUUCAAGCCAAGCACCGUAGUUUUCUCAAACAUUUCGUUUGUGCCAAGGGACAGAAACACAAACGACGACAGAAUGGUUUGUCUAGACUCAGGGAGCACGACGAUAUCAGAAAGCGUUAAAAGCGUGCAGUUUCUGGAUCUUACGCAGGAUGCCAUAUCAACGAUUAUCGAAAAAUGGGAAGUGCCCAAUCUAAGUUCUAUAAAGAUAAAAAACUGCAAUGCAAAGUCUCUUCUGUUUAUGGACAGAUUUUUAGAGAGUGCCCCGCUGGAAGAAGCACAUUUUAUGGAAAUGCAGGAUUUAUGUUCGGUGAAGUGCAGAUUUUUAAAGUCAAAAACUCUGCACAGCAUCACCCUUCAAAACAUUUCAUUGCUGAACAAGAUGGCGUGUCUAUUUGUGGGAGAUAUCCUGCAGAACGUAAAGAAUUACAUAAUGAUCGAUGCAUGGCUCUUUGAGAAGAUAAGCAGAAUACCAAAGAAUAUUAUUUCUGUGCACACUUUGGCCAUAAACAUGCCCUCUAUCACUCGGAUGGACCACACAACCAGCUUCCUCAGAGAGAAAGCAAAGAAAAAAAGGUUUGUGAAGAGUCUGAUAAAGGCAGAAGAAAUAAAAAUAAGUGGAAACCUAGCAAACUACGCUGUAAGCAAAUCCAUAGAGAUAGUGGCUGCAUGGCUGGAGAUGUUUCAUCUAGAAAGCAAUAGAAUCUGCAUUUUCCUAAUGUGCUCAAACCAUGAGAACCCAGAGCACACGUACACUAGUAUUAUAUUCAAUGAAAAUGAUCAGCACUCGCCUAGCAGUCUAUCAAACGGCAUUAAAUUAGAGUGGAAUGCAUGCAGCAAGGUAUAUAGCUAUAUAAAUCAAAUAUCAUCAUUCUAUUCAAAUGUGUACCGCAAAAUCCUACCGUAUAUAACUCAAGAGAUAAACAGCAAACUGGUUAAUAGCAGGUAA
This is a messenger RNA of Nematocida minor, 1320 nucleotides long. RefSeq lists its product as uncharacterized. Bases 1 to 1320 code for a protein of 439 amino acids. The record is from RefSeq and is a predicted model, not a curated record. NCBI's taxonomy places the organism in Eukaryota, Fungi, Microsporidia. The transcript has a single exon.